Molecule: messenger RNA, 2714 nt
Organism: Musca domestica (house fly)
Lineage: Eukaryota; Metazoa; Arthropoda; Insecta; Diptera; Muscidae
Product: protein Tube-like
Exons: 2
Coding region: 676-2127 (483 amino acids)
Source: RefSeq, a predicted model, not a curated record
UUUCUUUCGCUGCUAUGCACCUUUUCUCUUUAAAAAAAAAACGUUACUACGGGGCACUUUAACGAUGGCCAAUACGAAAGGUUGCUUAACUUCAAAGAAACUAAAAAAAUGCAACACAAUGCUGGAGCCUUGUAGUGUCAAAUAGACUUUUAGAUAUGGAACAGUUGAUUUUGUUUAUUUUUUAACAAAAUGCUUAUGUUGGGGAAAACCCGGAAACAAGAAUGGAAUUUUGGGGUUAUUCAACAAGGUUGAAUCUUUAAUAGUAGGUCAAUAUAGUUUUAUCCUAGAAUUUUACAAUGUGUUACCCAUUAACGUAUAUUAUGUAUAUUUUAUUCAAAACAAUACACAAAAUGUGUAUUUAGGGGGUAGCUUUGUUCUACUUUCUGUAAUUGUGCCAUGCUUUCAACUACCUUUUUAUUCUUCGUUCAAUUGGACUUGUUCAUUAUGAACUAUACAAAUGUGGAAUGUUUUGACGUUAAAAGUAAACAGCUGACGGUAAUAUGAGAUCUAUUAAUGCUGCCAAGGGUGUAGUAAAGUAACUUGUUGAUUAUUUUCGUGAAAAUUGUUAUUUAUUAAAAUAUGAUGCUGGAUGUGUAUUGGCUAUGAUAGUAGAAAUAAUACAUAGCAAAAUCUAACGUAAACCACCAAAGAUAUAUAUAAAGGAGGCGUGAUAGAAUGUCGGCAAAUUAUACGCGAGAUACGGAACUGAGAAAUGUACAAUCAAACGAUUUGUACCAAUUGGCCGUCAUUUUAGAUGAUAACAACUAUUGGCAAAAAUUGAUGGAAAGCAUACCAAAAACUAUAAAUAAUAAACUCUAUGGUCCAUCAUGUAACAUCUAUGAUGAUGUGUACUCCAGUGCUCCCCUAGCUAUCAGUGAAAGAAAAUACAACAAUGAUCAUAUACGUCUUAUACAAAAUGCCUAUAAACGGACAGGAGAAUUGUGUGCCGAGUUGUUGUUUGAUGAGUGGGGUACUUCUGGACGAAAACAUGAACGCCCUACCCUAGGCUUACUAUUAUAUUUACUUGUAAAAGCUCAUUUGUUUCGUGGCGCUGAUUAUGUAGCAGAAACAUUACUAAAAGAGGAAAAACCUCCAAGGCCAAUAGAGGGUCCGGCCGCCGAAAUUUCUUGUGGAUUUCCUUCUUCAAUAUUUGCCAACGUUAAGGAUAUUGUAGAGGACAGCCAAUAUUAUCCUGGCACUGAAUUGCUACAACAGAAUGCCAAUUUUGAGAGUAGUACAAUGGACAACAAUAAAGAUUACUAUACUAAAUAUAAGGGCCCAAUUGAUAAAUAUUUUGCACCAUCAUUUUCUUCUAACAACGAUAACGCUGAGGCCCCAAAACCACCCCCACGAUUGUUACGAUCAGCAAGGCUGAUGAAGCAACAAAUGCUACAAAAUACUCAGCCUCGGCAACCUGAAAACACUGAGCCAACAGCCACUUUGACAAAUCAACGUGAAGCGAAUUCUAUUGAAACAUCGAAUGGUGAAGCCUCGUCAAUAACAACAGAUAAUUUGCCGAAUUUUUCCUUACUAAUGAAGUCCUCCAACAGCAUUAGAAACGAUUCUACUCCGAAAUUAAGCUUUUUAAUUGGAAAUUCGGUCAUUUUAUCUCAGUCAACUGAUGAAAACAAUGGCAUACAUAUUCCAGAUACACGUAGCACAGAAGCCUGUUUACCCUCCAAUGAUAUUGAUGAUGUGCAAACAAGUCAAGACCUGCCAGCAAUAAGCGCCUUAAAUUUAAAUGGCGAAAGAGACGUAUCCCAUGAUGUGAAUAACUUGGAGGAUGAUGUGCCAUCGGUGGCAUUAAAUUUUUAUGCCAACAGUCCAAUAAACUCUAGAAGCAUUGAUAUAGCAUCUAACGAAGUACCCUGUGUGGUAGAAUCCAUGGGCCAUGAGAUGAAUACACAACUUUCAGAAAUUGAUAACGAGACUGACAAUUCGGACGACGACGAUAUUGAUGAUGACGACGCGGAUGUGCCAAAUUUAAGCAUUUUUAAUGAUUCCAGUUUAACGAGUGUAACCAACACAAGUGCAGAAAAUAGCUUCGAGCAGAACAAUGAUAGCAGGCCAACAUCAGCUGAUAACAUUCCACCUAUACAUUCCGAAUGCAUUCCGACUCUAAAUUGACUUGUAAUAAAAACUCAACAAUUGUGUUAGUAUUUUUUCAUUAAAUCUCAAAAACUACCUGAUAGUCUGUUAUAGUAUGUUAUUUAAAUUGCAAAUUAACAAUUAUUCCAUCUUAUCAUUGUGUAAAAUAUUCAAUCAAUCUUACGUGCUUAUGCGAUAUAUAUUACAAACUAUAUUAUGUUAACGUACAAUUUUAUAAUUUUAUAUUUGGUCCUAAUUUUUAACGAAAGUAUACAUGUAUACUUAUAAAACAUUUUAUUUGUUAAGAGAGACAAAAAAUAUAAGAGCUCACAUUAAAAAUAAAUAAAAGUUUGAACAAGUACAAAAAUAUAAAUGUUUAAAGUCCACAUAAUAAAAUUAGGGCAGUUUGAAGACCGUUUUCUCAAAACAAUUUUUCGCUGACUUCUACCGCCAUAGUUUUUGUGAUUGCUUCUGCCUGAUUUCAAUCAAAAGUGCAAUAAAAACAAUGGACUCAAACCAGGAUUGUUAAUAAACGUACGUGUCAUCUGAACUUAUUAGGAUAUAUAAAACUUAUAUUUAUAUACAUAAAAAAUACAAGUAAUAAUAAUUAUACAUUAAUAGCCUGA